GAGAGAGACUAAGUUCCAAUCGCGAAAUGUCAAAGGUCAGCCAGAUGAGAUAUUUCAAAAAGUCACGCCGCUCAAGCUCCGCGUUUCAGCUGCGUCGCUGAUGAUGAUGACUGAAUUGCAGUUGUAGACUUGACUACGUAUUCGUCGCGACGUCAAGCCAUAGACGCCGGUUUGAUCUAUCUUUCUGUGUUGCAUUGUCGUACGGCCCAUCAAUUGACAAUUGCCGGAUCAGUCGCCCGAGCAGGAGCUAGAUCGCAGCCCCCUUUGUCCCGACGCUUCGACGGCAAAACUGGAGUCGCGCUCGUGCAGGUGCGCGCGCAUGCAGCUGCAGAAAAGCCCGAAAACUCAAUCGACGCAAGCCCAGUAAGUCCGGUCAUUCACACGUCGUUCCUUGGUGCUUUCCGGCCAGAGAGAAAGAGAGAGAGAGCGUGCGAGGAAUCAUGUCACCGCCCGUGAUCAAGAGGCACCAGUCGGAGCUGCAGCUCGAGUCCGUGGCUAAGCUGUCGAGCAUACCGAUCGUCGAGAGCGGCAUCUACAUCGCCAACAGCGUCUACGAGAAGAUCAAGCGCUCGAACUUUCUCAUGGGAUGGGGCCUGGACACGGCCGAGCACUCGUUGGCCCUGGCCACGGGACCGGCGAUAAGCGCCAUGCACCUCAUCGCCCUGCAGCCCAUCAUGACGAUCGACCAAUUGCUGUGUCGAGGCAUCGACAUGGUCGAGCAGCGCGUGCCAGCCGUCACCCUCUCGCCACAAAUCAUGUACUGGAACACGAGAGAAUACGUGAACAAUAAAUUCGUCAAGCCACUGCUCAUCAGGGCGGACAGCGUGAAGAUGAUCGGCAGCCAAGCGGCCAGCGCAGCCGUCGACCGAUUGAACGGCGCCAUAGACGUGGCCGAUCAGUACGUCGACCACUACCUGCCACCCGAUCCCGCCGACAAGAUCGCCGAGACUGAUUAUUUAGCGGAUCUCUUUGUUUGUUGCACACGCGCUAAUGGGUGUUACUCGACGCGACCACUCGCAGCCGACGUGACGGACUCGGCGGCCAAGAGCAGCGAGGAGACGAGCAAGGCGGUGCGCACGAUCGAGCACGGGGCCCGAUUCUCGCGCAAGCUCCAGAGGAGGCUGACCCGGCGCACCCUGGCCGAGGCGCGCGCCCUCAAGGAGCAGGGCACCGAGUGCAUCCACGUGCUCCUCUACGUCGUCGAGCUGGUGGCGACCGACCCGAAACUGGCCAUGCAGAAGGCCAAGGAGCUGUGGGCCUCGCUGAGCCUGCCCGAACCCGAGAACCAGGCCCGCCCGAAGAAUCUCGAACAGCUGCUGGUGCUGUUCACCCGCGAGACGGCGCGCCGCCUCGUCCACCUGGUCAACGGCUCGUCGAGCUUGGCCGCCCGGGCCCCGGGACGCCUGGCUCACGCCCUCGUCAGAAUCUCCCAUCGGCUCGUCUCCAUCUCCGAGCAGAUACUCCAGAUAAUUCCAAUGGCCGGCAAGGUGGUCCGUAAAAAAUUUAACGAGCGCAUGAGCACCCUGAGAUACGCAAUUUACAGACUGAACUCGGCUACCAAUCACUUUUUGGAGCAGAUAGCAGCUUACUUGGCCGGGCGUCCCAAGUCAUCAAAAAAAGGACUGCACUCUUCGGUUCGCCAAUCGAAUUACAACAAUCAUCUUACUAAUGCGCAAAAUUCGACAAAAAAUGGCAUCGAUUAAUGGAUCACAAGCUGACCGAUUUCAAACGCAUCAAUAAUGAAUUAUCAAAUUAUCGAAGUUUUUAAUUUUUUUUUUAUAUAUCCUGGAUCAAUGUGAAAAUUAUUACUUUCUGGUACAUUCAGAGGAGUCGUUACGCUAUUUUCUAGGAAUUUUUAGGAUUAAUUUUUCGAUACACAUUGUGAACAAUUGUGCCUGUAGUGAUAAGCUGAAAAAAAAAUAAAUAAAAAUACGAGAGAUGUAGCAAUCAGGGUAAUUUCGACCUUGGAUUGUUUAAGUUAAAUGAAAGAACAAACAAGUAUAAUGCAAUUAAUGAUAUUUUUACCGACGAGUAAAUUUUGUAGCGAAACAAAUCAAUAAAAUAAUUCAUAAUUCUUAA
Trichogramma pretiosum is the source of this 2079-nucleotide messenger RNA. RefSeq names its product lipid storage droplets surface-binding protein 1 (gene Lsd-1). The record is from RefSeq and is a predicted model, not a curated record. Bases 441 to 1703 code for a protein of 420 amino acids. The transcript has 8 exons. NCBI's taxonomy places the organism in Eukaryota, Metazoa, Arthropoda, Insecta, Hymenoptera, Trichogrammatidae. Gene Ontology annotation, biological process: lipid storage; positive regulation of triglyceride storage. Gene Ontology annotation, cellular component: cytosol; lipid droplet.